UGAUAAUAUUGUAUGUAAUUAAUUUAUAGUGACAGGAAGAUUGAAGCGUGCAGACUGCAAUAAGUAAUGCUUCCCCGUUGCUAUAAAUUGGACAGACCCUUCCGAUAAGAUUCACAGACGCGCGACCACGAUUUUUUUUCUUUUCUUCAGUACUUUCCUGAUGAGAAGCAGAGGUGAAAUGCUUUGCGGUUUUGCUCUUCUUGUUACGGCCCUUCUCGCCGUUGUUGGUAUUGAUGGUGCAUCGAAACCCGUUCAUGGAAGCGGCAGUGAAGAAGUAGUAGUAUUUCCCAAGGAGAAGGAAAAUUAUCCCAGAAACUUGUUCAUCUCUCCCAACACUACUACUACUACUGAAAUACAGGAGGUGGGGCCGGAGCGGAUCGGUAUGGGCGGCGAGAUGGGGUGUUCCAAGGACAGCAUCCUGGUGUUUCAAGGCGCAACCUCGCCGCUCCCCAGCGGGAUUCCGACCUACUCCGUCAACGUGGAGAAUGUGUGCCUCUCGGAGAGCUGCAGCAUCUCCGACAUCCACCUCAGCUGCGGCUGGUUCAGCUCCGCCCGCACCAUCAACCCCACUAUUUUCCGCCGCCUUAACUACGAUGAUUGCCUUGUCAACGACGGCCAGCCCCUCAACCCCGGUGAAUCCAUUUCUUUUCAGUAUGCUAACACCUUCCCCUAUCCGCUCUCCGUCUCCUCCGUUUCUUGCUGAUCAUCUUUUCACUUCACUACCACUUUCAAUAAUUUUCUCCAUGAUUUACUAUUUCAUGUAUGCUAUACUCAACACCACUGGUAAUUAAGUAAUAAAUUUGUUUGUAUGUA
Molecule: messenger RNA, 813 nt
Organism: Salvia miltiorrhiza (redroot sage)
Lineage: Eukaryota; Viridiplantae; Streptophyta; Magnoliopsida; Lamiales; Lamiaceae
Product: TPD1 protein homolog 1-like
Exons: 4
Coding region: 161-703 (180 amino acids)
Biological process (GO): cell fate determination
Source: RefSeq, a predicted model, not a curated record